CUACAAAUUUUAGUCUAAUGUAUAUAAUACUAUGCGGAGCAGUGAGAGAUGAGAAAUUUCGGCGAGCACAAUCGUUAUUCCUCCAAAAUCCCCAAAUAUUAAUGAAAUUGCCCUUUUUGAUUCAGAAUCAGCUCCAAAUUAGAAUCUAACAAUGUCCACCACUCCUAAAUUCAUCUCUCAAUUCAAACAAACAACACAAUCCCUAAACGCCACCGUUCAGCCCUGGUCACUCUUCUCCGACUCUUCUUCCCUCAACUUCCCCUCUUCACUCCCAGACGCCACCACUCGCAUUACCCAGAACCUAACUCAUUUCCGCUCUAAUUACUCGCUAAUCAUCUUAAUUUCCCUCUUCUUAAGCCUAAUCUACCACCCACUUUCUCUAAUCGCCUUCUUCAUCAUUCUAAUCGGAUGGGUCUUUCUCUACUUCGCUCGCGACGACGACCCGCUUACGUUUUUUGCAUACCAGGUUAGUGAUUUUGUGGUCUUAGCGUUGCUGUUUUCCGUCACGGUGGUUGUGUUGAUUUGGAGCGGAGUCUGGUUUAAUGUGGUGGCUGCUGUUGGGAUUGGUUUUGGGUUGGUGAUUUUGCACGCUCUGCUCAGAAGUACGGAUGAUCUUGUUGCUGAUGAUAUUGAAACGUCCCCGUAUGUUAACUUGCUCUCUGAUGAUGAAUUUAGCCCUAGGGGAGCCUUGUAGUGCAUCAUUUUAUUUAUUUUUGUUUUAAAUUGUAUUAUGUAGUUUUGGGUUAGUGAAAUUUGAAAAAGAAACGGAAAAAUAUUUUAGCUUCUUUUUUUA
Messenger RNA from Mercurialis annua (annual mercury), 793 nucleotides. Its product is annotated as PRA1 family protein D-like. The record is from RefSeq and is a predicted model, not a curated record. NCBI's taxonomy places the organism in Eukaryota, Viridiplantae, Streptophyta, Magnoliopsida, Malpighiales, Euphorbiaceae. The coding region runs from base 152 to 694 and encodes 180 amino acids. The transcript has a single exon. Gene Ontology annotation, cellular component: Golgi apparatus; endoplasmic reticulum. Gene Ontology annotation, biological process: vesicle-mediated transport.